AGUGUGGUGACGUCUUGUUCAUGUUCGUUGCGUUGUCCAAUAUUUAUUUUUAUUUAUUAUAAAUUGUAAAGAGUACAGUGCUUUGGAACAGCGUAGUGUUAUUUUAUUUCAUUAAAGUUAAAGAAUUUUUAACAAUGAGUAUUAGCUUGUAAACGCUCAAAACUGCGUUUCUGCCGCACAUAAAAUAAAUCUAUUCGAAUUUCAAUCGAUUAAACGAGGGCUUUGGCGAAUUUUUAUUUUGCAACUGUAUCGUGCCGUUUUUAAAAAUAACUAAAUCAUAUGUCAGCUAGCAUGCCCAAGAUAUGGUACCGUUCGAGAAAGUACCAAGUGAUAAUUAUCGCACUCAUUAUAUUCUGUAUAUUUUAUUAUACAUCGCUCGGCGAUAAUCUGUAUAGGGAGCCUAAUUUGGACUUAACGAGACGGUGAGUACUGAGUAUGUGUGAGUUACACGCAUAUUGUGUCUCAGGGAAUGCGCUUAUGUAUGUGUUGAUGAUUUCGUAUGUGUUGGUAGUUAAUUAAUUAUGUUUUCCUGGUCGAUUAGACUACAUCGAAAGUUUUUAAUAAAAAAAGUAAAAUAAUCUGAAAAACGGUUGAACCUGCAGUCCAUUCCUGGAACUUCCCGCUUAUUUUUACACACACACGCGCGCGCGCGCGCACACGCAUACACGCACACACACAUACACAAACAUAGCCUAUAUAGGUCCUACUGAUGGCCACAGGUCUCUAAUAUGUGAGAGGAACAUAAAUGUUAAUUAAUCUUUUGGCGAUAUAGAUCAGUGGAAGUUUAUUAUGACCCUUGUACCAUCCGCAUCUAACUUCAAACAAAUUAGAAUGACUGCAUGUAUAUUAGUAUGGAUUUAAUCGUUAAAAGAAAUUUUUAGAGGUAUCUUUCUUCUAUCGUAUCAAGUUAGUAGUAUCAUGUUUUGAACACACAAUCUAACUAACAUAUAUAUUUUCCUGAAAAGUAGCAUAUAUUUUUCUGAUUUUGUUCAGUGGAUCAUAUACAUACUUUAAGGCAUUAUAAAACUUGCUUUAAGCUCCUGUAGCCCCCUUAAAAAUAUUUGCGUAAACAAGCACCACAAGUUUCCAGCGCUCAAUAUUUAUGCAGACGACUGUACUAAGUUAGAAAUUGAAAGGUAUAAUUAUCCACACAAACAGUGUCACCUUUGAAAAAACACGUUUGUGUUAAACACAGCCCAUUGUUUCAAAGGUGACACUCAAUUUGCAUCAUAGUAUUAUAACAAAAGCAGCUGACGUAACUUACAAGUCAGUAUCUGAAAUGACAUUAGGUCGGCAUUCAAAUUCGAGCCGUAUGAGUUGAUAACCGACUAUAAAGAAAAGUUGUUAAAGGUAUAAAAGUGCAGCCUCAGCCUAAGCGCAGGAUAGGGCCCCCCCUCCACAAGGCGUAGUGACAAACAGAUGAAACAAGUAUGGAGUUGGUGGACGCAGGCGGUUCAGGACCGUGCUUUGUGUGCUGUGUGCUUAGUUUAUGGGGUACGAUGAUGGUGAUAAUUGUUUUUUUUUAUAGAAUCAGGGUGACAAACGAGCACACAGUCCACCUGAUAGUAAGUGGAUGCUGUGGCUCAUAGACAUCUACAUUUAUCCUCAAUUAAGAAUCAAAAUCCACCCCUGUGGACUAAGAUGGAAUGCCUCGUUUCCAGCAAAAAGGGUCUCCGGUUCUCUAUACUCACCAUACGAAACAGCAGCAUUAAUCUGCUAUUUCACGCUGGUGUUCUGUGAGAGCGUGUAUCGAACCGAUUCAUUCGUGCUGCAACCACAAUACAGCUGCAGCAUAGCACUACCAUAUAAGAAGUAGUAGAAGUAGCAAAUCUUAAUUUAAGAUUAAUUCAUCCACCCAUUACAGCCUUUUAAGUCCACAGCUGGACAUAGGCCUCCUCCAUAGAAUGCCUCUUAUGUGGCAUAGUUUUGAUAGUUGUUAUUGGCAGGCAGGUUGCCAACCACAGUUCGUUUUAUUAUAUCACGAACAUGCUGCUGCCUUAUUCCUUCUUUUAAAUUCCCUUUCUUGCCUCUUAACGACACCCAAGGGUGAUUUGGGAUAGUGGACACACUCACGCCGUCCCUUCACCAAUUCGAUUUGAGUUCAAGAUUACUGUAAUUGAAAUAAUUGUACCGUGUAGUGGCUGUGGAAGUAUAUUCAUACGGGCCAGGCGACAGUGGGAAACAAACCAUGAGCCAGGAGAUAGGCAAUAACGUCUUCCCAAUAAGAACUGAAAGUUGCGGCUGCCAAGUGUUGUAACUAUAACAAACUAGCUGAUACCCGCUCGCUUCGCUGCGCGCACCAUAAUAGACGAUAAUAACCAUGAAGUAAUAACGUACAUAGAAAUUAUCAAGAAUUUUUGUUAUGGGACUAUUGUAAAGCCCGUUCUUAAUGAGCGUGUCUACAUUGCGAAACGAGUAACUAUUGUUAUCAGUGAUUGUUAAAUAAUUCCUAUUAUGAAUUACUUAUUUCUUACUUAUCUUCACGCACAAUCCCUGACGGGGUAGUCAGAGAGAACGGAUCGCCAAGUGUCACGAUCCUUACAUACCUCUUUCGCUUCUUUCAGAUUCAUUAUCUUCUUCAUACAUGCACGUCUAGGUAUCCGAGUACUCUUGACCUUCCCCUCUUUGAGCAAUUUGCUCACAUGGUCUUCGAAAGUUCGUCUCGGUCUACCUCGACACCUUUUAAUGUUUACUUUCGCGCUAUAUAUUUUCUUCACCAUUCGGUCUUCACUCAUUCGCUCAACGUGCCCAAACCAUCGAAGCACGCCCUUAUCAAUUUUUGUUUUAUAAUGAAUCAUUAAAAUAAUAAUUGUGUAAUUACAUAUCGUUUUGUUUUAUAUUAUUAUUUUUAAUUACAAAUAUAAAAUAGAUUAUAAGUCAAUGUAUUAACAUAAUAACAAUUAUCAUAGAUAAUUUUCGCCGUUUAUUCUUAAUUUAGAAUUUGAGAGAUUUGUAAAGAAUAUUAUAUAAGUAAUUUCAUUUAUGAAUGUGGCGAUACAAGUCAGCAGAUUGGGAUGAGAUGCGGCAUUUCUUUGCAUCUUAUCCUUGGCGGCAGGUCUUCUUCUCCUCUGGAGACCCAUCGAGCUGCGCGGAUGCCAUAACCAAUGUGAUACGUCAAGCGAUGGAGUAUUUCAUCCCCUUUGUUGACUUGCCCAUUGGUGGUAAAGCUCGCCCUUGGUUUAACGCCGAGUGCGCUCGUGCUGAAAAGCACAAGCAUAUGGCGUACUUAUCUUGGUUUGAUGCUCGAGACCGUAAAGCUCCGCAUGUUAGCCUUAAGAAGAGAGCCUUUAACCAAGCCGCCAAGUCGUGCAAAAAGGCAUUACGCCAAGCCAGUUUCGACCGCAUUAAACGCAUCGGCACAAAGCUCUCUGUC
Parnassius mnemosyne (clouded apollo) is the source of this 3373-nucleotide messenger RNA. Lineage: Eukaryota; Metazoa; Arthropoda; Insecta; Lepidoptera; Papilionidae. The record is from the annotation of a GenBank genome assembly.